CAUCUGUUAAGGAAUCCUUCACCGCCAGCCUUGAUAGAAUAAAUAGGGAUUCCUAAGGAAACAAUUCCCACUUGUACGUUCUCACAAGCUCACAAAUUUGUGUUGCCGUCGUGUCUCCUGAGGUCCAGCCCCUACAAGCUCCGGUUGAACCCCCCGACGAGCCCAACGUGGUACGCUAGCUGAAGGACGUUUAUGCUAGUUUGGAGGAAUUUUUCAAUCUAAUGGAGCACAAAAUCGACCGGAUAUCCGAAUUGCCAGACCCUAUUCUAGAGCACAUUGUAUCCUUCAUUCCCACGAAACAAUUACUUCAACUUAGUGUAUUGUCCAAGAGAUGGGAAAACGUGUGGACUUUAUUCCCCAUUCCAGAAUUUGUGCAACACCUCUUUAUUAAUAAUCUGCGGAAGGUUCCACCCAACGAGAAAGAAGAAGAAAUCCAGAGAAAGAAAGAUGAGUUCAAAAGUUUCGUGGAGAGAUCUUUACGAGGCCGCCAUAGGCAAAGGCUAAGUAUAAACAAGUUUAGGCUUCACAUGAUGUUGGAUGAAUCAGAUUGUGCUAUUGUGAACCGUUGGAUUGACUAUGCAAUUGAAUGCGAUGUAAAAGAGUUGAAUCUUGACUUAUGGAUCCAUCAAAAGAGAUAUGAGUUGCCUAAGAAGAAGUAUGAGUUGCCUGACAGGGUUCUCGUAGCAAAAUCAAUAACUGAGCUGAGGUUGUGCAAGUGUAAGUUGAAGCCAUUUUACAGGGAUAUUAACUUACCCUCUUUGAAAAAGUUUGUUUUGAAUAUUAAUGUGGAGAACCAAGUUGUCCAAACUCUAAUCGAUGGUUGUCCUAAUAUGGAAGAGAUGACAUUUGAAUAUUGUUAUGGGUUGAAAAGUAUACAGGUGUCAGGUCUUCCUAAACUCAUGUCCAUUGAGCUGCUACGAAAUCCUCAACUUGAGAGUGUUGAGAUCGAAGCAUCAAAUCUUGAAUCUUUAGUUUUCAAGCUUAGGAUUCCAUGCCAAAUCAACCUAGGCCAGUGCGAAAAUCUAAAGAAGUUAGUAUUAUAUUCAUGCAACAUUACUGACAAAUGGUUGCAUGAAUUUCUUUCUAAAUAUCCACUAAUUGAUUGCUUGGACCUAGCAAAUUGUAGUAUGUUGGAAAGGAUUAAGAUUUCAAGUAAUUGUAUGAAGAAUUUGACCUUCAUUAGUUGUCACAGGCUAGUUGAAGUUGACAUUGUUACUCCUAACUUACAUAGACUCGAGUAUUAUGGUGAGGUUAUAUCUUUUUCUUUAAAUUCUUCAAGUCCAUCGGAAGUUAGUCUCAUCUUUACGGGCGAUACUGAUUUGGAUGCUGAAAUGAUUGAAUUCCUUGCAAAGUUAAGUCAACCGAAAUUAUUGACUUGGAGUUAUUUCGAUGCCAAGAGUGUGAUUACUGCGAAAAACAUUAGAGAAAUCCUACCAUCCCCAUUAUAUAAUGUUAAGCAGUUAAAGCUGAAAGCAUGUUCUAUACCUACAAGACAAAUCCACGAACUUGUGGAUGUCUUGUUGUGGAUUUGUCCUCUUCUAGAGGUUCUCUUUAUAGAAUGGCGGUACCAGGAGACAGUUGACAGUAUAUCUUUCAAGUUCUCAUACGAAAAUCCUAUUUACAAAUUGAAAAAUCCUAGUUGUUGCAAACUUCUUCCGGUUCUCUGUUGGCGGCAUUGUGUAAAGACUAUCAAGAUUGAAAAUUUUAAAGGAUUAGCAGAAGAAAAGACUCUAACAAAGUAUUUUUCGAAGAAUGCAGAAAUAUUAGAGAGCUUCCAUUAUGUAAAAGGAUCUGCAUUGCCCAAAGUAUGAUGAUAUCAAGAACUCCAGAGAAUUUAUGUGCAUAUGAAAAGAUUCUUAAAAAAAAGUAUCUUUUAGAAAAUGCAUAUUUUUUUGUAUUUGUCUCACGGUAUUAUGACUUUUGAAUCGUCUAAUAGAAUCGUUUGACUCGAUUCUACUGAUGUUUGUUUUUAAUUUUAAAUAAAUAUUGUAAAUGUCUGGUAAGAUUUAUCGAGUCAUUCAUUGACUUGUCUUACAUAAAAAAUUUUGUCAU
Messenger RNA from Alnus glutinosa, 2052 nucleotides. Its product is annotated as putative F-box/FBD/LRR-repeat protein At5g62970. The record is from RefSeq and is a predicted model, not a curated record. The coding region runs from base 222 to 1811 and encodes 529 amino acids. NCBI's taxonomy places the organism in Eukaryota, Viridiplantae, Streptophyta, Magnoliopsida, Fagales, Betulaceae. Gene Ontology annotation, molecular function: protein binding. The transcript is spliced from 4 exons.